Messenger RNA from Cuscuta campestris, 1722 nucleotides. The record is from the annotation of a GenBank genome assembly. NCBI's taxonomy places the organism in Eukaryota, Viridiplantae, Streptophyta, Magnoliopsida, Solanales, Convolvulaceae.
GAACACUAAAAAAUCCUUAAAGCGCAAGAAUUGCAGAGAAAGGCCAAAGGAGAAGACGAUGAACACGGAGGCCUAUAUUCAUCGAUCACACGCCAUCUUGUCGUGCUUCGUCACCGUUCAUCACCACGAAACACCCGCUUUGAUCUCCUCCACUUCCACUUUCUUCUUCAUUCUAAGUGCAUAUUUUGUAGUUCUUCCAUUACGUGAUGAUGGUGCUAUAUCGUUAGGGUUAGGGAAUCUACCGGGUUUAUUUGUGGGAUCACUGCUUCUCACAUUGGUUGCUGCCCCACUAUCCACACUGAUUUUCACAUUGCCUAAUCUUUCAAAAGCCAAGGCACUGGCAAUGAUACACAGGUUUUUUGCCAUCUCUCUUUUAAUAUUCUUUGCUUUUUGGCUCUCAUCUACUCCUGGAAGCUCUUUUAGUCUCAAGGGGUUUUUUACCAUGUCCAAAAUAAAAGAGGAACUGAAGAUCAAAGUUAACCAAACCGGUGCGUCCUCAGCUGGGUGGGGCAACCAUGGAUGGUUUUACAUCUCUGUGAGAAUCAGCUUCUUCCUAUGGGUCGCUCUGCUCAACCUGAUUACGAUCUCCUCAACUUGGGCUAGAGUGAUUGAUGUGAUGGAUAGCAAGGUUCAAGAUUGUUUGGGUUCAUAGGCGCUGGAGCCACACUUGGCCAGCUCUUUGGUUUGUUGUUCGCCACAUGGAUGGCUUGGUUAGGACCAUAUUUGCUUCUUGUUGCUGCCCUUCUCAUGGAACUUGCUUCACAGACAUCUAAGGGAAUAAAUAAAGACACCUCCCAUCUCCAAGAAGACCAGUCUUCAAUCAGGUUAGUAGAUGCUCAUCAUGCUAUUCAAACUGAGGCGGAACAGAAAAAUUGCUCUCCUACAUUGUCUUCCUCAACACAAAAGCAUCAGAUGUGGGCCUUAUUAGAUGGAAUACUGCUUAUUCUGUCAUCAACAUACUUACAAUGCGUAGCCUUGUUUUUGUGGCUGAGUGCAAUUAUCUCAUCUUUCUUUUACUUUCAGAAAGUGACUGUUAUUGCCAAAACAGUUACUAAUCCUGUUGGCAGAAGGAAAGUAUUUGCUGAGAUCAAUUCCUGUAUUGCUGUUUUUAUCCUCGUAGGUCAGCUUACUUUAACGGGGCGCAUCCUUACUAUUGCUGGGAUUACUUCAGCUAUUUGUGCGUCUCCCUUUGUUGCUUGCAUAAAUUUAAUUACAUUAGCUAUUUGGCCUUCAUGGAUUCAAGUUGCCAUAUCAGAAACUCUAAGAAAGGUGGUGAAUUAUGUAGUAACUAGGCCAGGACGGGAGCUCCUUUUCACUGUUGUCUCACAAGAAGAGAAGUACAAAGCAAAGGUAUGCAUUGAUGUAAUUGUUCAAAGGCUAGGGGAUGCCACCGCAGCUGGCAUGUAUAAGCUAUUUGUCAGCACAACCAACGACAAGGCAUCAACAGUCUCUCUAUAUGCACUGCCGGUGUGCUUGGUAUGGAUAGGGGUAGCUUUCCAUCUAGGAGGCAAGCAAAAACAACUUUCAAGGCUUCAGGCAUUUGGAGAAGUUGAAGUUGAAAUUGCUACAAGGAGCUAAUCCUUUUCCCUUUUCUUUCUUCUUCUUUUUUUUUUCUUUCCAAAUUUUGAAUUUGUAAGGAAAUUCAUUUCUCUCCACACAGUUGGCCAAAUCAAUGCCAGAAACAAAUGCAGCUGCAUGAAAUCAUAAACAUUGUUUUCUUUA